Molecule: messenger RNA, 712 nt
Organism: Vigna umbellata (rice bean)
Lineage: Eukaryota; Viridiplantae; Streptophyta; Magnoliopsida; Fabales; Fabaceae
Biological process (GO): regulation of DNA-templated transcription; ethylene-activated signaling pathway
Molecular function (GO): DNA binding; DNA-binding transcription factor activity
Source: RefSeq, a predicted model, not a curated record
UCAAACAAACAUGGGAACCAACAAAAACUACGAGGAACAGAGCAGGCUCUCCUUUUCUCAAUUCCAAACAGAGUUCUUACCCUUCAACGAGAACGACCCUCAGGACAUGGUCAUAUACCAAGUUCUCAACGAGGCCAAUGCUCUCUCCAACACAUUCCACCCUCACCAACGACUCCACCAACCGCAAUUGGGCCUCGAGCCCACCAGAAACAUCGCCAAAAAACACUACAGAGGAGUUCGCCGCCGACCCUGGGGGAAGUACGCCGCCGAGAUUCGGGACUCCGCACGCCACGGCGCCAGAAUAUGGCUCGGCACCUUCCAGACCGCCGAAGAGGCCGCCAUGGCUUACGACCGCGCCGCCUUCAAGAUGAGAGGCGCCAAGGCUUUGCUGAAUUUCCCAGCCGAAAUCGUGGCUGCGGCCUCGGAGUCAUCGUUCAAUAAUAAUAAUAAUAAUAAUAAUAACAACGAUGCUGUUUCUGAUUGUAGUGGUGGAAGCUCUUGCACCACGAACAAUUCCACUCAGGUAAAUGGGUCUCGGUCAGAAAGCACAAGUAGCACUAGUUAGGGGUUGCACAAAUGUAGAAAUUUAUUUUUAUUUUUUCUUUCUGGAAUGGGUUGGUUUAUCAUGGUUUGGUUUAAUUAUUACCACUACAAAUUAUUUGUAUCUGUCUGUCAUUACUGGAAGACAAUAAUUAAUUAAUUAAUUAAUUAA